CAGAGACAGCGAGAAGAAGAGAGAGAGAGAGAUGGACAGAGAAAAAGAGCAGGAGAAAGAGAUGAAGGAGAAAAGAAAACAUAAGCUGAUGAUGGAGAUGAAGAGGGAGAAUGGAGAGGUGAAGAUCCUGGAGAAAGGUGACAGAGAGAAGCCGAAGAUCGACUCCGCUGAGGAUCUGCUGAUGAAAAAGGUCAAGAAGAAAAAGAAAAAGAAACACAAAGAAGGUGAAAAGCGGAAGCGGCCCAAGAUGUACAGCAAAUCUAUCCAGACGGUGUGUUCUGAUCUCCCCAAAUCUGGCUCAGAACUCAAGCCGCCACCUCCAGUCCAGCAGGGCGGCGCUCUGAGCUCCGUCAGCAGCCUGAAGCAGGAGAACAGCUGUGGCCAGAGCGCGAGCGCAGCAGACGGCGAGGCCAGAGCCGCUAAACUGGAGCGGCUGGAGUUCGGCUGUCUGGUUCACGUGGAGCACCAGCCGAACGGAGGAGCUCUGGUGGCUCACGCCUACAGCAAGGAGCUCUCUGUCCUGUCUCCUGUGGAGAUGCAGAGGUUUGCGCAGGAGUUUGUGACGCUAGCGUUUUGCGAGGACCAGGAUGGAGCCGCUAACUACGUGAUGGGUGUGAUUCACGGCGCCGCCUCCUACCUCCCAGACUUCCUGGAGUACUUCUCUACUAAGUUCCCCAACUCACCCGUCAAAAUGGAGAUCCUGGGGAAGAAGGACAUCGAGACGACUAGUAUGGCAAACUUCCACACUCAGGUUAGUAGAUGCACAGGCUGUGUUGCACUGUUGGGUGUUUGUGUUCAGACCUGUGGCCAGAGCGCGAGCGCAGCAGACGGCGAGGCCAGAGCCGCUAAACUGGAGCGGCUGGAGUUCGGCUGUCUGGUUCACGUGGAGCACCAGCCGAACGGAGGGGGUCUGGGGGCUCACGCCUACAGCAAGGAGCUCUCUGUCCUGUCUCCUGUGGAGAUGCAGAGGUUUGCACAGGAGUUUGUGACGCUAGCGUUUUGCGAGGACCAGGAUGGAGCCGCUAACUACGUGAUGGGUGUGAUUCACGGCGCCGCCUCCUACCUCCCAGACUUCCUGGAGUACUUCUCUACUAAGUUCCCCAACUCACCCGUCAAAAUGGAGAUCCUGGGGAAGAAGGACAUCGAGACGACUAGUAUGGCAAACUUCCACACUCAGGUGAGGAGGAGUUACUCUCACGGGACGUACCGCGCCGGUGCUAUGAGGCAGAUCAGUCUGGUGGGCGCCGUGGACGAGGAGGUGGGCGAUUAUUUCCCAGAGUUCCUCAAUAUGCUGGAGAAGUCGCCCUUCCUGGAGCGGACGCUGCCGUGGGGGACGUUCUCCAGUCUGAAGCUGAAGAGCCCGACAGACAGUGACGAUGGGCCCAUCAUGUGGGUUCGACCCGGAGAGCAGAUGAUCCCGGUCACAGACAUGCCAAAGUCUCCCUUCAAACGGAAACGGUCGACUAAUGAAAUUAAGAAUCUUCAGUAUCUGCCGCGAAUCAGUGAGCCGCGCGAGAUGCUGUUUGAGGACCGGACCAGAGCUCAUGCUGACCACAUCGGUCAAGGGUUCGAACGCCAGACCACUGCUGCUGUGGGAGUGCUGAAAGCUGUCCGCUGUGGGGAAGGUGCUGAUCCUCCACGCAUAACCAAAGACGUGAUCUGUUUCCACGCGGCUGAUUUCCCUGACGUGGUGCAGCGGCUGCAGUUAGACCUGUAUGAGCCGCCUCUGUCUCAGUGUGUGCAGUGGGUGGAUGAUGCUAAACUCAAUCAGCUGAGGCGAGAGGGAAUCCGCUACGCUCGUAUCCAGCUCUACGAUAACGACAUCUACUUUAUCCCUCGCAACGUAGUUCACCAGUUCAAGAGCGUGUCGGCCGUGUGCAGCCUCGCCUGGCACGUGCGUUUGAAGCAGUAUCAUCAGCAGCCCGAGGAAGAGGAGGCUCGUGAGGAAGGCAAGGAGCUGAAGCAGCACAUCAAGCAGGAGUCAGCUGGCGAGAAUGGCAGAGCUGCAAACACAGACUGCAGAUCUGCGCAAGAGUCGCCGUGCGUAACGCAAAUAAAGAUGGAGCGGGCGGAGCUACUCACUGACAGACCGCCCAAACCUCCUCCUGGAAGUAACAGCUCGACUCCGCCUCUCGUCUCCUCUGACGGCCGACCCAAAGCACACCACCCGGCAGAAUGUCCAAGCGCUCCGUCACACCCGUCACGCAACCCCACAGCCGGUCCACACACACCCAAACACACACACACAUCAACACCAACCAAACACACACACACACCAGCACCAACCAAACACACACACACCUCCGCCUCCAGAUAUCUCCAUUCUUCCUCUGUCCCCAAACUGGUCUACACGCCCUCAACACCAACUAAACUCAGCCAUUCUGCCAACACAACCAAACCCAUGCAACCUACUAACACAUCCAAACCAACACAACUGGCUAACAUAACCAAACCAACACAACCCACUAAUGCGACCAAACCCACACAACCUACUAACACAACCAAACUCACACACCCUACUAACACAACCAAACUCACACACCCUACUAACACAACCAAACUCACACAACCUACUAACACAACCAAACCCACACAACCUACUAACACAACCAAACUCACA
Molecule: messenger RNA, 2620 nt
Organism: Sinocyclocheilus grahami
Lineage: Eukaryota; Metazoa; Chordata; Actinopteri; Cypriniformes; Cyprinidae
Product: round spermatid basic protein 1-like
Exons: 8
Cellular component (GO): nucleus
Source: RefSeq, a predicted model, not a curated record